AAAAAAAAAAAAAACAUUUUUGUGCGAACGUUUCAAAACAAAAUAAAUUAUUUAUUUUGACGUGUUAGAGAUAACCGAAUGGAAAAUAAACAAACAUUUUGUGGUACUAAAGACAUUUAUAGAUAUAAUGAGUCGGACAUAAAAGACAAUUUAAAAGAAAGUGACUUAUAAAACAAGUUGAACAUUUAAUACAAUUUUUUUUUUCGUUCCAAUGCAAUUGGAUCAGUUUUAGCGAAUAAAAUAAUAAAAAAAAUAUCAAGAAGAACCAACACUUGAAUGUUAAAAGAAAAAAUAACUCGAAAUAAAACGUGUCAAAUUUCCGCAGCAAAGAAAAUAACACAGAGAGAAAGAGAAAAAGAGAGAACGCUUGCACCGUUCUUAUUUUGUUAAAUUUUCUUAACAUUUAUUUUAGCAUUCAGUUUAUUGUACGUAUAUUAACUGUAUUAUUAUAUCAUAAUUUUUAUUUUUAAUAAUCAAUUUAAAUACAAUUAAAAGAAAAAUCAACAAUUCUACCAAGAAAACGACACGAUUCGUAUAUAUUAUAUUGAAUCGUAGCACAAAACAUUUAAAACAAAACUAAAUAAUCAUAAAGAAAACAAAAUCGCCGAUUUAAAUCAUUUUGUGUAAGUGUUAGAGCCAAGUGUGAUCACUCUUUUUAAUUUAAAAAAAAAAACAUCCAAAAUGAUGACAGAAAACAUGUCGAAGAAUCAUCUAGCCAACCAUGCACUCCCAAAAAGCGACGGUAAACUAGCAAUGCCAACGGGAAAUGAGCUGGACAUAACCGGUUGGAAAUCGAAAUUGAAGGUGCCGCCAAAGGAUAAUCGUAUCAAAACUAGCGAUGUAACAGAUACACGUGGCAAUGAAUUCGAAGAAUUUUGCUUAAAACGUGAACUAUUGAUGGGCAUCUUUGAAAAAGGAUGGGAAAAACCAUCACCAAUUCAAGAGGCAGCCAUACCAGUUGCAUUGGGUGGCAAAGAUAUUUUGGCGCGUGCCAAAAAUGGUACCGGCAAAACCGGAGCAUAUUCGAUUCCAGUAUUGGAACAAAUUGACUCAACAAAGGACUGCAUCCAGGCAUUGAUCAUUGUGCCAACCAGAGAAUUGGCGCUUCAAACGUCGCAGAUUUGCAUCGAACUAGCAAAACACCUGAACAUUAGAGUAAUGGUGACCACCGGUGGCACUGUUCUUAAGGAUGAUAUUAUGCGAAUUUAUCAGAAAGUUCAACUUAUUAUCGCAACGCCCGGCCGUAUUCUUGAUCUCAUCGACAAAGAAGUUGCAAAUAUGUCGCAAUGCAGAAUGCUCGUACUCGACGAAGCCGAUAAACUUUUGUCACAGGAUUUCAAAGGCAUGCUGGAUCAUGUUAUCAUGAAACUGCCAAAAGAAUUGCAAAUUCUACUGUUUUCGGCCACAUUCCCGCUAAGCGUGAAAAAUUUCAUGGACAAACAUUUACGCGAUCCAUAUGAAAUAAAUUUGAUGGAAGAGUUAACGCUCAAGGGUGUCACACAAUAUUAUGCGUUCGUUCAGGAACGUCAAAAAGUUCAUUGUUUAAAUACAUUGUUCUCAAAAUUGCAAAUCAAUCAGUCGAUCAUUUUCUGUAAUUCAACGCAACGUGUCGAACUAUUGGCUAAGAAAAUCACCGAAUUGGGCUAUUGUUGCUACUACAUUCAUGCAAAAAUGGCACAAGCGCACCGAAAUCGGGUGUUCCAUGAUUUCCGUCAAGGGCUAUGCAGAAAUCUAGUCUGCUCCGAUCUAUUUACACGUGGUAUUGAUGUACAGGCUGUGAAUGUUGUUAUCAAUUUUGAUUUUCCGAAAAUGGCUGAAACUUACUUGCAUCGAAUUGGUCGAUCAGGACGUUUUGGACACUUGGGUAUUGCCAUCAAUCUCAUCACCUACGAAGAUCGUUUCAAUCUUCAUCGCAUCGAAAAGGAAUUGGGCACAGAAAUAAAGCCAAUACCAAAGGUCAUUGAUCCAGCGUUGUAUGUGGCCAGUGCACCAAACGAUUCGCUAAGCAGCAACAAUGAGAGUAUUGUCAGCAAGUAAGCCAUCCUCCUCAUUCAAAUCAUUUCUCAUCUAAAGAUAAAGGUACCAUUUUGCAAAAAUAAUACAAAAUUAAAUAUUAAAAUAAACGAUGAAAUGAGGACAGCUAUAAAGAAGAAGAACAAAACAAACUGAAAAAAAAUUAUCUAUUGUCAAUACCACUCGCCUACUGUUUUUUUUAAAUCUACCAAAUUCAGAGCAAAACUAAAAA
Molecule: messenger RNA, 2245 nt
Organism: Contarinia nasturtii (swede midge)
Lineage: Eukaryota; Metazoa; Arthropoda; Insecta; Diptera; Cecidomyiidae
Gene: me31B
Product: ATP-dependent RNA helicase me31b
Exons: 4
Coding region: 682-2037 (451 amino acids)
Biological process (GO): P-body assembly; cytoplasmic stress granule assembly
Cellular component (GO): P-body; cytoplasmic stress granule
Molecular function (GO): RNA helicase activity; ATP binding; mRNA binding
Source: RefSeq, a predicted model, not a curated record